Molecule: messenger RNA, 1710 nt
Organism: Camponotus floridanus (Florida carpenter ant)
Lineage: Eukaryota; Metazoa; Arthropoda; Insecta; Hymenoptera; Formicidae
Gene: Tango11
Product: transport and Golgi organization protein 11
Exons: 6
Coding region: 199-882 (227 amino acids)
Source: RefSeq, a predicted model, not a curated record
AACACUGAUAUAAGUAUUUUUCAUGUUAAAUGUACUGAGAUAUCUACUUUCAAGACUUCAGAACUAUCAUUUUGCCUGACUGUGUCAUUUUGCGAUUAUACUUCAUGCUUUGAAUUUCAAUCCGUCAAACCGACUCUCGUAACGAACUUUAGAGCGGUGGUUUUAUGUUUAACGAACAUCAGGGCGCGAAAGGUUAUAAUGUCAAAGACGCACAGUCCAACACAUUUUAAUGGAGAAAUAGAAAGCAUUUACUAUCCAGAGUUUAAUGCAAAUAUUGAUAAGCAGAUGCGAGUCCCCAAAAGCAUUCGAGUAAACGGGGAUUAUACAGAUGAAGAUAGUGCUGCUACAAAUAGAUCAACGUGGAAUCAAAUGUCAAAUACUACGGAGAAACUUGAAAUGCAUGUGCCAGAAAGGAUUCUUGUUGUUGGACAAGAACAGCAUGUUGGUACCAAGGCACCACCACCUGAAAUUGUUUUAGAAAAUACUAUAAUGCGUGAGCCUGCUAUAGUCAGAGUACAGACUCCUCCAAGAAUUUUGACUCUGGACAAUCAUUACUUCCCAGCGGUGGAUGAAGAGGAGGUUCUAUCACAUGUUGAUGAAAUUGUAAAUCCAGUGAAUGAGAUAAGACCCAGGACAUACAAUACGGAAACACAGAUAGUGAAGCAUGUCAGAGAACAAACUCCCUCUUACAAUGCUCUCGAUGUUUCUUUGCAACCCAGUGAAGAAGUUCAACACUUACGUCGUCAAGUAGGUAAAUUGAAUCGCAGAGUAAUGGCACUUGAAUUAGACAUGCUGCAUCGUCAGCAGAGAGACAGGAUCUUGUAUAUUGCAACUAUAGCAUACUUCAUUUUGAAAACCUUCUCUUGGUUAACCAGAAAUUGAAUUAUUGAUUGAAAAAAAGAAAGGAAAGAAAAAAAUUUCGGAAACAUUUACUUUGCUAGAAGAGGCAAUGUUUUUUUAAUCAGAAUCUUGGAUUAUUCUUGUUGUAAAAAAGUAUAACCAAAGAUUUUUUAUCACAGCCUUAUAAAUCGUCAAAAUAGAGGUGAAUGACGUAUAUAAUACAAGAUAGGUGUGCUAGAAUUUCUAAAGCAGAUAGACAGACGAUAUAUGAAACGCAUUGAAAAUAUGACGAUCGCUUGUCUUUGCUGUAUUAAAAAUAAGUCUGGAUUUAAAAGGAUGCGUAUGUAUUGUAUUGGGUUUGACAUAUAUAUAUAUAUAUAUAUGUGUGUUAUUGUUAAUGUAUAUACAACAAUUUGUGCAGAACUGUAAUAAAAUGAACUAAUUUUCAUACAAUGUAAACGUAGGAAAUGUAGCGCGAAUAUUGAUCGAAGUGCGCAUCACAAUAUAACUUAAUUUCCUUUCUCAGUAUUAAUGAAAAAAAAAGAAGUGUUUACGGAAUAAUUUAUUUCUGUCGCGUGCGAUAUCAUCGACGAUUAUCUAUGCUUAUCUGAACAUCUUAUCUGAAUUUAAUGAUUUACUUCAACGAUACAUAGUUGCGUUUUCUCUGUGGCCAUAGCACUUAGGAUUGUAAUCUUGUCUAACAUAUAUUGCGAGUAAUAAAACUAAUAAAGUUAUAUUAUUACAGACGUAUUUUACAAUGUUAGGAAUAUAUGUGUAUAAAAGUAAUUGGAGUGUUGUGCAUAUAUAUUAUAUGAAUGAUUAUUCUUAAUAGGAAAACUCUUUGUGAUAUAAAAUUCUCUUCAAAUCUUA